This is a messenger RNA of Cyprinus carpio (common carp), 1075 nucleotides long. RefSeq names its product inhibitor of growth protein 5-like. The transcript is spliced from 8 exons. NCBI's taxonomy places the organism in Eukaryota, Metazoa, Chordata, Actinopteri, Cypriniformes, Cyprinidae. Gene Ontology annotation, cellular component: nucleus. The record is from RefSeq and is a predicted model, not a curated record. Gene Ontology annotation, biological process: positive regulation of DNA-templated transcription; positive regulation of apoptotic signaling pathway. Bases 177 to 920 code for a protein of 247 amino acids. Gene Ontology annotation, molecular function: chromatin binding.
UAUGAUAUAUAAACUACGUGGACAGUCUUAUGUGUACACCUAAUAGUAGUUUGGUUGAUCAUUUUCAUAUAAAAAUCGAAUAACCUACACAGCGAUUUCAGAAAGGUAAUUUCAGCGCGCGCUAAAUAAACCAUCGUACACGCCUGCAGUACAAAGUACUAACGUUAAUAACAAGAAUGGCGAAAGGAAUGUAUUUAGAGCAUUAUUUAGACAGCAUCGAGGGACUUCCCUGCGAGUUGCAGAGAAACUUCUCAUUAAUGGAGGAUUUAGAUAAUAGAACUGAAGUUACAUUCUUACUGUUGUUCACAGAGAAAAAAACAGAGAUAAGUGAACUAGCUUCUGAGUAUGUUGCAAAGGUUAGAAAUUUGGCAUCCGAGGAGCGUGCCCAGCAUUUAAAGAAGAUUGAAAAUGCCUACAACAAAUGCAAAGAGUACAGCGAUGACAAAGUUCAGCUUGCAAUGCAGAUUUAUGAAAUGGUGGACAAACACAUUCGGCGGUUGGAUGCUGAUCUUGCACGCUUUGAGAAUGAUCUGCAGGAGAAACUGGACACGGGAAGCAUGGGUAGCUCAGAUGAGAAGCAGUCGCGAAAGGAUAAGAAUAUAAAAGACAAGAGGGGAUCCCAUGGAAGAGACAAGAAAGGAUCAGAUCAAGACUCACCCAAGCAGAAAAAGCAGAAAACUGGUGCCAACAUAAGUGAAUCUCUGCUUGCCAUGCACCCAUCAGAUGUCCUGGAUAUGCCAGUGGACCCUAAUGAGCCCACAUACUGUUUGUGUAGUCAAGUAUCAUAUGGAGAAAUGAUUGGAUGUGACAAUUCUGAUUGUCCAGUAGAAUGGUUUCACUUUGCUUGUGUCGGCCUAACAACCAAACCAAAGGGAAAAUGGUACUGCCCACGAUGCACCCAAGAUAUGAGAAAAAAAUAGUCUACUUCUACAAUGCAUCCUGAAUCAAAUGUCCAGUUGUUACAACCUAUUCAAAUGGAAAUCAAUUAACCUUUUAUAAAAGUGCCUUUGCUAUGUUGACCAUCAUGAAUGUAACAGGGAAGAAUAUUAAAUGCAUUUUCCAGUUGGUGCCAGCA